AUGGAGCCAAGCUCUGAACCAACGGAACCAAUUCCAGUGCCAGAAAAAGCACCAGACGACAACUUUCAGAAGAUCAUGGAGAUGGUCGUAAGUCGAAAUUUAUGUCAAAAUAAACUUUAAACUGCUAUUUAGUGUCAGCAGAUUGUUUAGAAACGGGAAAGUUGCAUUAAAAUAUCGAAAACCGCGACAAACUAGUGAAUAAAGGUCGAAAUUCGUUGAAAAUUUUUUAGAAAUUUUGAGAAAAUGCGUCAUUAGAAAGUUGAAACACUUUUAUAUACAUUUUUAAAAAUUAUUUUUUUCUGGAAGUCUAUUUAUGUAAUUUUGAGGGUAUAUAAGAGUAAAAUUGCUUUAAGAUCCUAAAGUUUGUAUUACUCUUAUACCUACAUCAAUAUUUUCAGGCUUCUUGCGAGAAAACGGAAACUUCAGAAACACCGGUUGAACAGAAGCCACAUCCACAGAUUCAAAUGAUCACACGAUCUCGUAAUGGCAUUCAAAGUCCAACCGAAAAGUCUCUUCAUUAUCUUGUAGAGUCGGCUCUCAUGAAUGAUUCUCAAGGAUCAGAUGAGGGUCUUUUGAGUGACGAUGAAGAAACGCCUAAAGUCAAAGAAUUGAGAAAAGAAUUGGGUUUAGUUGAAGAAGAGCUAGGAGUGUUAGUUAAACGGGUAGAACGAGAUGAAUAUGUGGAGAAGAGGAUCAAGGAGCUGGUCGAGAGGAAGAAGUGGGUCGAUAUGAGGAUCACCAAGCUAAUUGUGAGUUUCUGACUGCUGUUUGAGGUUUUUUAAUAUUAGAAUGGAUGUAUUUGAUUUAAAUUAGAGUAUCUAACGUUAUUAUAGUCGAUUUAUCAAGAAUUUGUUAAGAAUUCACCUGUUUUCUUUGAUCGUUUACCAAAAUUUCAUCAAUAUUUUCCAAAACAAUCAAAUCAAUAGUUGUGUUUCGUAUUAAUUUGUCGAAAUUUGCAGAAAGAUCGACGAAAUCAAGCAGAAUACCGGAAGAGGAAACGAGCACGAACUCCGAAAGUUAGACCUCGAGGACGUCCACGAUUGGAAGAGAAGUAUCCACAGCUGCUGGCAGCUUUGAUGGACUGUGUCGACAACAACGAGACCAGUUCAGUGCCCAAAAUUAAGGAAGAGUUGUCGCGACGACACGAUAUUGACAUCAAGAAGUCGACUCUGUACACUCGGAUCAGUACAACGUAAGAUUUUUGAUUUUAUCUUGGAAUUUUUGUUGUUUUUUGACGAAAAUGAAGGAAUAUUUGGAGGUAUAGGGGGAGUUUGAUGUAAUUUUGAAGUUCUUGUUGCCAAAACGAAUUUUUAUGCUUUCUGUUGUGUUAUCUAAAUUCUGUUUAGGUUUGGUAGUUUUAAUCUGAGUUUUUGGCAACCAGAAAUUUAAUUAUGUUACGUAUAUUUUCACACUACUUUCUAUCUUCUUUUAGGCCGAACAAGACCAAAGAAAUCAACGAGCAUUUCAUGUCGCCGCUACCUCAAACCAGCUCCAAACGCACUCCAGUGCCUUCGUCGGCGAGUUCAACGACCAGUCGAAAAGAACCCACGGUCAAAGAGUAUUUGUCUCAACCACCACAACAGCGACAACCAUCUGGGGAGAAUGUUUCGGCGAAUGAAAUGAUUGACCUCUUCAGAGGUUUGAGCCAAUUGGCGGCUUUCCAGGUUCCCGAUGAGCAGGUAAUCAGCUUAUAUUGGUUUUUAAGGAAGUAUGGAGGUUAAAAGAUUUUAGUUUCUUUUGGACUAUAUUAGUGUAGUAUAUAGACAUUUUUAUAUUAUUUAAGAACAUAAUGUAAUUGUUAACUGGUUUUAUAUAAAAUCCUUUCAGAUUCAAUACUGUUUCGACAUUCUUCGACCGUUUUUCACUAAAAACGACCCAGCCAGUUUGCCAAUCCUUGGCCAGCUAGCCGAGAAUGCUCAAAAGAUCUUCAACGCCAACAUCCACAGGACGCGCCAAGUGUUUGACACCAGUGACAGUAAUCAGAUCAUCAUCGUCAGCGACGAACAAAACCAAUGGGCAGAUCAUGACGGUAAUAUUUAG
Molecule: messenger RNA, 2040 nt
Organism: Bursaphelenchus okinawaensis
Lineage: Eukaryota; Metazoa; Nematoda; Chromadorea; Rhabditida; Aphelenchoididae
Source: the annotation of a GenBank genome assembly